ACCGCACUCUCAGACAGCGACGAGGAGAGCCGAGCCGAGCAGAGCCGAACCGAGGAAUUAAACGAGGAUCAUAUUAAAGAUUAUGACUCUCACAACUAUACGACAACUUUUUCUUCUUUGUUUCCUCUGGUUUCUGGGAUCUUGGAGCACAACAGAUGCCAGACCUUUUGAUCCGUGGGAGGAUGGGAUAACUUUAAGAAAGGUUCGAGGGAUUCAGAGUGGUGACUAUAGUGAUGUUCUGUUGGGAGACCAGAAUGAGGAGCAGGUCCAGAAUGUUUUCAAAAGAUUCUUGUUUCAUUACUCUAAAGCUCGCAACUCUGUUGGACCUUUGCAGCAGUUAGAGUCUCACUCAGUUCAUCCUCUGAUGCGACUUUCCCCGAAGCUUUCUAAGAGGAAAAAUAAGAAAGUUCUACUUUUGACGAUCCGUGAUGUGCCUGAGGGGAUGCUGUAGAAGAAAAGUCAACAAAAACAAAAGAGGAAACCAGAUUAAAGAGAAGACCAGCAGGCAGCUGCCGAAGACAUCAAAAUCAACUGGUGGAGAAAAAACACGACUUUGACGUGUUUUUAAACAGAAAAUAAACUAUUGUACUGAUGGAAACAGAGCUGCACUGCCAUGGCUGCUAUGCGUCUUCCUGCUUCCUAAGUCAAUGUGAACCAAGCACGAAUCUGGCAUGUUGGCACUGUUGCACGAGAUAUGGGUGUCAGACUAAUACCAUGAAGGCACUUUAAUCUGUUUAAGAGGUCCUUUAUCAUCAACAGUGGCUACAAAUCACGAGAACUUAGGAAAAACACAGGCACUUAUUGUUGUGGCAAAGAGGUGAACUCACAUUUAAUCAAACUGAUUUAAAUGUACAUGUACAUUUGUGACAUAAUCAUCAUGAAACAUAAUAAAAAAAGAUAAAAUUUGUCUUUGA
This is a messenger RNA of Cheilinus undulatus (humphead wrasse), 914 nucleotides long. RefSeq names its product neuromedin S (gene nms). The transcript is spliced from 7 exons. Bases 83 to 451 code for a protein of 122 amino acids. The record is from RefSeq and is a predicted model, not a curated record. Lineage: Eukaryota; Metazoa; Chordata; Actinopteri; Labriformes; Labridae.